AUGGAGGGCCCCGAUUUGGGCUCUUCAAAGUAUGCUUGCAAGAGUAUCAGCUCUUUAGGGAAUUACAGUACCAUCUAUACGGGCUUGGUCGUCGAUGACGUGCUAGAUUCGUCUAUUUUGAAAGGGAAACUUACCGAGCUGGUUGGAUUAUGGCCAAUACUUGGCGGUGGUUUGAUCAAAGAUACAAAACCAUGGUCCUUCACCUGUGGCUCUACGGUCGAUUAUGCCAGCAGGGCUAUUGACCAACCACUGGCUACCCAUCUUCCAAUUUAUCACGAACAGCAUAGAAAAGAGCCGAGCAUCAUGGAAAGCUCUGAACUAUCCGCAGUUGAUGAACAAUUUAUAUUCAAUGUCUCUUCCAAUCCCGUGAAUAGUUUCCGCCUUCGUGUUACUCUCCUACAGGAUGCUACUUUGCUCUGUUUUGGAAUAUCACACCAUAUAUGCGACGGCAAUGAUUGUUGGGAAGUGGUCAAAGCAUUUUGUGACCUAUUGUCUAAUAGGCCAAUUUCUUCAUUUGCUCUUCCGCCUGACACUGGGGGUGUUCGAAUGUCUGAUCUGGUGAAAGUCAAAAAUGAGUGUUCCGAAGCCGAAUCGAUUCUCCACUACCAAAGACAUGCGCAGCAUUAUGACAAUGGAAUAUUCAAUCUGGCAGUGACUGUGUGGCGCGUGCUGCUGACAAUUCUUGCUGUGAAGUUCGGAUUCCUUGCGGAGCUCGCAGCCAAGUUUAUCUAUAUUCCAGGCGCAUGGGUUGACGAACUGCGGGUCAAAUCACAGGCGGAGCUGAAAGACUGCUCUCCUGAUAUUCAACUCACACGAAACGAUGUUAUCGCUGCAUGGUAUCUGAAAUCCGUCUAUUCCCCUCAACCAACAACCAUGUCCGCUGAUCCAGUGGACUACUUUGGGAUUAUCAACCUUCGCCGCUUUAUUGAGCCCCCAAAGUCCGGAACAUACUACAUUCGUUGUAGUAUUGGCGCCUUUCGGUGUUUUUUCUCUGUUCAGCAGCUGAAAGAAGAGUCGGUUGCUGAGAUUGCACGGAAUAUACGUCUCGCAACACUGCAAUAUACAUCCACCGAAUCCGUCCGCCAGGGUCUUCGAUUCUCAGAAGAUCAUGCAUCCAAAUCUCUCACUUUAGCGCUGCGUGGCACUAUGAGCCUAGGGGUUGCUGUGGUAUCUCACUGGACAACAUUCGAUUAUGUUGGCCUUGAUUUCUCCGGCGCCAGCCUUAAUGGAAAAAAAGCGUCAGUCAUAUUUGUCAACCCCAUGGUUGUAAACAACUGGCACCUCACGAUAGCACCUGUGGCUAUCGUCAUGAAGAACGGGUCUGGAGGCUACUGGAUGCGCGCUACGAAUACAUCAACUGGCUGGGAAUGGCAUCCUUCCAUCGUGGACCAAAAGACAUACCAACUGGUCAGCGAAUGCGAUACCCCGGACUGUGAAGCGGCAGAUAACGAUCCACAGGGUUCUCCAACCCCGACCACUGCCGACCAAGAAGAAAUAGAUUACCGGGUUGCUACUUUGCACAUUGGGAGUGGCACUGGCGCUACUCGCCCAUGUUAUUCUCACGGUCAAAUUGGCGCUUCUGGUGGCUAUGGAUGGGGUUCCUCGCACAUGCCACCAGGCAAUCAAAUCGCGACCGGCCUCCAUAUUCUUAUCAACAUCAUUGUGUUGACUUUGGCCACCACAAGCAGCUACGGCAAUCAAGUCCUGGCAGCACCGUCGCGCGCAAGAAUCAAUGUUGCCCACGCUCAACGGGUGUGGGUAUCGAUCGGGUCCUCCAGUUUUACGAACGUCUGGUAUGCGCUCAUGUGGCGCAAGACACUAUGGCUCUUGGUUCUUGGGAUCAUUCGUUAUACCAUACCCAGUUUUACCCAAUGGGUUAUCUGGGAGUUAUUGCUACAGUGUUGGCUGUGA
Molecule: messenger RNA, 1911 nt
Organism: Penicillium mononematosum
Lineage: Eukaryota; Fungi; Ascomycota; Eurotiomycetes; Eurotiales; Aspergillaceae
Exons: 4
Coding region: 1-1911 (636 amino acids)
Source: RefSeq, a predicted model, not a curated record